Molecule: messenger RNA, 2068 nt
Organism: Pimephales promelas (fathead minnow)
Lineage: Eukaryota; Metazoa; Chordata; Actinopteri; Cypriniformes; Leuciscidae
Gene: rab12
Product: RAB12, member RAS oncogene family
Molecular function (GO): GTPase activity; GTP binding
Source: RefSeq, a predicted model, not a curated record
AAUGCGUAGGAACCGGAAGUGGUGGUGACGUCACGGCUGCUCUCGAAUUCCCAGUGCAGGACAACAACUGACUGACUGAAAUAAAACUUUGACAAACUCUUCCAAAAAGCCGCUUGAAAGUGUUUUAAAGUUCCCCUCCGUGAUGCGCGGGUGUGUUUGAAGCGGGCUGGCCGUGUGGCAGAUGUGGACUGGCCGUUAGUGGCGGAUGGAGUCGGGCUUCGGGGUCCAGCGGAGGGCCGGUGGAGGCUCACCCGCUGUGGGAGCUUCGCAGCGCCGCAGGAAGAUGCCGCCCAGAGCCGCUGAUUAUAAACUACAGGUGAUCAUCAUCGGCUCCCGCGGUGUGGGAAAGACCAGCCUUAUGGAGAGAUUCACGGAUGACACCUUCUGCGAGGCGUGCAAGUCCACUGUGGGUGUGGAUUUUAAAAUCAAAACAGUGGAGCUGAGAGGAAAGAAGAUCAGGUUACAGAUCUGGGACACGGCAGGUCAGGAGAGGUUUAACAGCAUCACGUCGGCGUAUUAUCGUGGCGCCAAAGGCAUCGUGCUGGUCUAUGACAUCACCAAGCAGGAAACCUUCGAAGACCUGCCUAAAUGGAUGAAGAUGAUAGACAAGUAUGCGUCAGAGGAUGCUGAGCUCUUAUUGGUCGGGAACAAACUGGACUGCGAGUCUGAUCGCGCCAUCUCACGACAACAAGCUGAGAGAUUUGCUUCACGGAUAUCAGGGAUGCGUUUCUGUGAGGCCAGUGCCAAGAAUAACUUUAACGUGGAUGAGAUUUUCCUUAAACUAGUUGAUGAUAUUUUGAGUAAGAUGCCACUUGAAGUCCCCAGUCGAGAGCUGUCCAACAGUGUCCUGUCCCUUCAGCCCGAACCUGAAUUCCCACCAGAGCUGCCUCCACCUCGCAUGCGCUGCUGUUGAGACUCGCUUCAUGCUUUAUUUAGAAACCCAACACCUCCUUCCCUCUUAUAACCCCACACAUGCUGUUACAGACUCCCGCCAGCAGGGGUCCAUGUCCUGAUGAGCCCAUAUGCUUGAUGAGAUGAUGGCCUGUCCUUACCAGAGAGCAUUUAAUCAUCCCUCGCUAUAGAUUUCACACCGUGCAAAUAAUUACAGUCCAUAUUUUGGUACUUCUAGAUCAUCCGUAUCAUCACACACAUUUUUGACGGCCCAUGCAUACACUACCUCAUUUCUGGGAAGCACACGAUUGCGUUGAUCUGACACGUGCCUUUCCUAUGGGAUACCGCUGCACACACGCCUCAUACUCCUCUUUAUGUAGUUUACAUCAUCACUUACUCUAACUGAAACCAGAAAUUACCGUUUAUAUUGCACGACGGAUACUUUCACUUCCCUUCACGUCGUUUCAAGCACUCAUGGAAAACGAUCCCGGUCUCAAAUUAAGAAGCUCUCUUCCAAAUCGAUGUGGCAUUAAAAGCGAAGUGGAUCUACAUUUCAUGCCUAGUGGAGUUAAUUUGUUUCCUCGAGGUGGUUUGUUCGGCCCAUUAUUAAUCACCAGCAUGUUUGGGGGUUGAAAUGACUUUACGCCGUACGUUCUAUCAUUGUUACUGUUUUUGAGUUUGGAUUUUGCGUUAUCCGUUGUGUUUUGCACUACAAUCCAUUCGUAGCUAGUUUACGAACGUUAGUGAAGGACCUGUGUACAGAAGACUAACCUUAUUAUUCAGAGUUUUGUUAUUUAGUAGCCCUGUUUCAGUGUCAUUUCACUCGAGUAGAAUAAAGGAAGGUUGUUAAUCGGGUGAUUGUUUUAUGAAUUGCUCUCGCCGAAAGGGCUAUUUCUCCGUGGAGAGUAAAAAGGGACAUUUAGGAGGAUCACUUGUUCUCUUCAGUUGAAAUCACUAUGCCUCCGCGUUCCUGGAAAAAAACACUGAUUUACGUUGAAUUGAGUUAUUUGCCUGUGUUAGAUGAAGGACGUCCGACUAGGAAUGAUUUAGUUGUGUAAUAUAACAAAACUUUAUAACUGGUGUUUGAUUGGAAACACUAUUUUAAGCUGGCACUAGAUAUGCUGUGCAACUGGUUUUGAGGAAUAUGAUGCCUUUUUCAUAGCAACUGUCCAAAAAA